AUGGCGCACAGGGCUUCCCUCGGGAUAUUGCAGGCCAACCUGAAUCACUGCCGCCGGGCGCAGGACCUCAUGGUCUACUGCCUGGCGGAGUGGCCGGUGGGCCUAGCGGUGGCCUCAGAGCCCUACCGAGUCCCCGACCAUCCACACUGGAUCGGGGACGAGGAGGGCCUCGAGGCGGUGUGGUACCAUCGCCACUCGGCGACUGUUCCCCCCUGUACUGUGGUCGAACGGGGCAGGGGGAUGGUUUUGGUGAAAUGGGGAAGGUUCCUACUCCCUGGAUGCUACAAUUCACCCAAUUGUAGUGCUGCCGAACUCGAGAGGUUUUUGGACCGGCUGGGGGCUAUGUUAGUCCCCUACAUGGCCGGUCCGGUGCUGGUUCUCGGGGACCUCAAUGCGAGGUCCACCGCGUGGGGUAACCCGGGGACCAGCUCCCGAGGCGGAGCGCUACAGGAUUGGGCGGAGGGGAUGGAGCUCCGGUUAUUAAACCGGGGCUCCGUACCAACGUGCGUGAGGAGGAACGGCUGGUCCAUCGUGAACGUAUCGUUUGCGUCAGCCGCCGCCUCUUGCUGUGUGUCCAACUGGCGGGUCUGGGAUGGUGAAACUUUGUCGGACCACUGCUAUGUCCUUAUGGACGUGGCAGUGGUCUCGGACCCGCCAGCGGACACCCCCCUCCGACGUGGCAUCCCUUCAGCGUCAAGAUGCACGCUGAAGCGACUAGGCGAGGAUUUGCUGAGGGCCGUGAUUAUCGGCUCCGCCUGGCCUCUGGCCAGGGAGCGCGGGGCAGAAGAGGGGGUUGUGUGGAUCCAGGACACGUUGCAAAUGAGGGUUGGGACGCGCCCCGAGUCCGACCAUUCAGUGGUCGGACGAAUUCCGGAUCACGGAGGUGGAGUUGUCCAAGGCCAUACGGGGACUCCGGGCUAA
Molecule: messenger RNA, 921 nt
Organism: Hylaeus volcanicus
Lineage: Eukaryota; Metazoa; Arthropoda; Insecta; Hymenoptera; Colletidae
Exons: 1
Coding region: 1-921 (306 amino acids)
Molecular function (GO): catalytic activity
Source: RefSeq, a predicted model, not a curated record